AUGUCGUCAUCCGAUCGGCGCGCCAAGUUUCAACAGCUGCAGCGCCGGUGGCAAGACACGUCGAAGGCCAACCGCCGCGACGUGCUGGGCGAGCAAGCGAAGCAGCGCGAGGCGUCGCAGCGUGCGUCGCGUGCGCAUGCGUUCCGGCUAGCGAAGGCUGAGCGGACACUGGAGGAGCGUGACUUGCUGGAGCGGGGCGAGGAUGUGGCGCGACACCGCGCCAAGACAUAUACCAUUGAGGAGAAUGAGGCGUGGGAGCGCAAGCUUGAGGAGAAGGAGCGGUCGCGCGAUAAGGGCAUGAUGGAUUUCCAGGACCUCGCUGAGCGCUCGUACCAGCGGCAGCUCAAGCGCUUGACGCCCGAUGUGGCGCGGUACCAGCGCGACAAGGCCGCGUCGGCCGAUGACGCCCAGCGCGAUCCAGCUGCCUACGGCACGCAUGCGCCGGACGAUGACGCCGUCGACCGGCUCGUGCAGCACUUGAACUACGAGCACGACCAGAUCCAGCGCCGCAGCCGCCGGCGUGACGACGACUUGGACGUCGAAGGCACCUAUAUCAACCAGCGCAACAAGCGCUUCAACCGCAAGAUCCAGCGCUACUUUGGCGAGCACACCAAAGAGUUUCGCGAAAAUUUGGAACGAGGCACCGCUCUGUAG
Malassezia restricta is the source of this 654-nucleotide messenger RNA. RefSeq names its product pre-mRNA-splicing factor SYF2. Gene Ontology annotation, cellular component: post-mRNA release spliceosomal complex; Prp19 complex; catalytic step 2 spliceosome. Lineage: Eukaryota; Fungi; Basidiomycota; Malasseziomycetes; Malasseziales; Malasseziaceae. The transcript is spliced from 4 exons. The record is from RefSeq and is a predicted model, not a curated record. The coding region runs from base 1 to 654 and encodes 217 amino acids.